AUGAUCGCGACCUCGACCGUGUCGAAGGCCGCCCGCCAGCUGCCUCUCGUCCGGGCGCCUUCGACCCUCGUCCGCACGAUCCCGUCCCAGAUGCUGGUCGCGAGGAGAGGCUACGCCACGCCGGCCGGCCCGCCGCCCAAGAACUUCCGUCUCAGGCCGCCUACCGAAUGGGAUCAGGAGAAGGAGAGCACGGUGGACAAGGUUGGGAAGUACUUCCUCAUGACCGAGAUGCUGCGGGGCAUGUACGUGCUUCUAGAGCAGUUUUUCCGACCACCAUACACGAUCUAUUAUCCCUUUGAGAAGGGCCCCAUCUCUCCCCGGUUCCGCGGAGAGCACGCUCUGCGCCGGUACCCGUCAGGUGAGGAGAGGUGCAUUGCCUGCAAGCUGUGCGAGGCCGUCUGCCCCGCGCAGGCCAUCACGAUCGAGGCGGAGGAGCGUGCCGACGGCUCAAGGAGGACGACUCGCUACGACAUUGACAUGACCAAGUGCAUUUACUGCGGCUUCUGCCAGGAGUCAUGUCCUGUUGAUGCCAUCGUCGAGUCGCCCAACGCCGAGUAUGCCACCGAGACGCGCGAGGAGCUUCUCUACAACAAGGAAAAAUUGUUGGCCAACGGAGACAAGUGGGAGCCGGAGCUUGCUGCUGUCAUCAGGGCGGAUGCUCCGUACAGAUAA
Messenger RNA from Parathielavia appendiculata, 672 nucleotides. Its product is annotated as NADH-quinone oxidoreductase. The transcript is spliced from 4 exons. Gene Ontology annotation, cellular component: membrane. Gene Ontology annotation, biological process: mitochondrial electron transport, NADH to ubiquinone; mitochondrial respiratory chain complex I assembly. NCBI's taxonomy places the organism in Eukaryota, Fungi, Ascomycota, Sordariomycetes, Sordariales, Chaetomiaceae. The coding region runs from base 1 to 672 and encodes 223 amino acids. The record is from RefSeq and is a predicted model, not a curated record. Gene Ontology annotation, molecular function: NADH dehydrogenase activity; 4 iron, 4 sulfur cluster binding.